This is a messenger RNA of Salvia miltiorrhiza (redroot sage), 1451 nucleotides long. RefSeq names its product stress response protein NST1. Gene Ontology annotation, molecular function: DNA binding. The transcript has 7 exons. The record is from RefSeq and is a predicted model, not a curated record. The coding region runs from base 260 to 1312 and encodes 350 amino acids. Lineage: Eukaryota; Viridiplantae; Streptophyta; Magnoliopsida; Lamiales; Lamiaceae.
CAUUUGUUCUUACUCAUCCCUCUCGACCUUUCUCUGCAAAUAUGCACGUCUCAACUAUCAUGUAACCCCAUUGCGGAUGCUCUUAGAAAACCGUAAACCGAUCUGGCUAGCAAAAAGGUGAAUCGAAAGCGGUCUGACACGUGUUCGAAUCCCAAGGCAGAAGGUGUAGCUAAAGAAGAUAUAUGUGCGGGUGCGGCCACCAACACCAGAAAAGUCUUCAGUCUUGCGACGUCUGCUACAUCUACCUACACAUUUUGCAAUGUUCAACACUCCAUUGAAGCUUUAUGUUUCUCGAAUUCGUAUCAACUCUGCACCCCGAUUUGUUCCCCCAAAUUUGGGCUGUGUGAUUGGGCAGGCAAGAAAUUCAGAAUUUAGUGCAUCCCUUGUGAAGAAUGUAUCUCCCUAUACCGGCAUUGGCCUUUCAGUUUCGUGUAAACGACUAUACUCGUGUAGAGCUGUUAAAAAGGACCCUAAUAGAAGGGCCAUACAAUCUGAUUUUUCAGAGAAGGCCAAUGCUACUGUAAACAUCGAUAGCAAGGAUGAUAAGGAGACGCAGACGGAUAAGACUAGUCAUGGAAACAAAGGGAGAGUUCCAUGGAACAAAGGACUAAAACACAGUGAAGAAACUCGUGAGAGAAUCAGGCGUAACACAAAAGAAGCCUUGAAAGACCCCAAGGUAAGAAAGAAGAUGUCUGAAGCUCCUCGAGUUCUCAGUAAUCAGACGAAAGUAAAGAUACGUGCGUCCCUCACAAAGUUAUGGGGAAGGCGCCUAAGAUUGAAGAGGUCGAGAGAGAAGUUCUUGCAGUUGUGGGGUGAAAGCAUUGCAUUAGCUGCUAAGAAAGGAGGGGUGGAUCAGCAAGAACUGGAAUGGGACAGCUAUGAACAAUUUAAACGAGAAGUAGCCCUCCAGAAUGCGGAGGAAGCAAAGAUGAAAGAGCUGGCACGUGUACGGAAGGAGAGAGCAGCAAAAGUGAAAGCAGCGUUAAAGACGGCGAGGCUGGCUGAGAAGAAAAGGGAACGGGAAGAAAAUGCUAAAGUUCGACAAGAAUGUACUAGAAAGAGGAACAAAUGGUCGAAAGAAGAGAAAGAAAAACUGGUUGAAUUUGAGGAGGAAAAACUCAAGGAGAGACUAAUGAAGAUUCAGAGAAAGAAAUCGAGAAUCUCAGUGGUAAGCAGCGAGCAUGAACGAAGGUGGGAGAAAUUCGAGGUGGAUCUUGCAGAGGGGAAGCACUUGCACAAGGAUAUUUCACUUGCGGAUCAGAUUCGUUUUGCUAAGAAGAGAAGAGCACAACUCAUGCUUGACAAGCUUUGAGAAGACUCACUUUUUAAUGUAUUUCUUGCUCAUCUAUUAAUUCUUUCCUUCAGUUUUAGCUAUGCAAAUUCCAUAAACGAAUUCUGAAUCUGUUUUUUCAAUUUCUCAAAAUAUAAUAUACCAUCUAAUCCAGACUCUA